Molecule: messenger RNA, 1062 nt
Organism: Babesia bigemina
Lineage: Eukaryota; Apicomplexa; Aconoidasida; Piroplasmida; Babesiidae
Product: Ser/Thr protein kinase, putative
Exons: 4
Coding region: 1-1062 (353 amino acids)
Biological process (GO): regulation of cytokinesis; mitotic spindle organization; protein phosphorylation
Cellular component (GO): spindle microtubule; chromosome passenger complex; spindle midzone
Molecular function (GO): protein kinase activity; ATP binding
Source: RefSeq, a predicted model, not a curated record
AUGCCGCGAGAGCAUCCAGCGCAAGUUGCCGAUGGUGAGAUUUGCCUGGAGACCCCGCGCGCGGACUGUCGCCGGGAAAGCACCUACAGCGCUCCGCUCCUGGACCUCGCCGGCCGCAGCUCGCUGCAUUCCUAUGGCUUCACCAUCGACGACUUCGACAUCGGUGGAAUAGUGGGCGAUGGAGCGCACGGGCAGGUCUUCCUGGCACGGGAGAGACGCACUGGGUUCAUAUGUGUGAUCAAGUGUAUCUCCAAAGCGCUGCUCGUGCAGAGCAAACAGGAGGCCAUCUUCAAGCGCGAAAUAGAGCUGCACAGCCACCUGAGGCACCCCAAUAUCGUAAGCAUAUACACGUGGUUCGACACGGAGUCUAUGGUCUGCAUCGUGCUCGAGUACUGCUUCCACGGCGACCUCUACACCCACCUGCACCAGCACAAGAGGCUCCCAGAGCAGCGGGUGGCUGAGAUUUUGUUCGAGGUCACGUGGGCCAUUCGGACCUGCCACGACAAGCACAUCGCGCACCUGGACAUCAAGCCGGAAAACAUUUUGCUGGACCACAACUUCAGCUGCAAGCUGGCCGACUUCGGCCUGUCGGCGCACGUCGGCAACGGCAAGGGCUCCAUCAGCCACAUGAGGGGCACCUACGACUACUGGUCGCCGGAGCAGGCCGCAUGCAAGCACAAUAACAGGGGCAAAUUCGGAGACUUCAACCACAAAAGCGACAUCUGGGCGCUGGGGGUGUUGGCGUUCGAGCUGUUCUUCGGGUUCCCGCCCUUCGGCUCGACGACCCAGGAGCCCGUCAACUGUGUGUUGGAGCGCGUACAAACGCACGAGUGGUACCGCAUCCUGGUGGAGAGGCACGGGCGUAGCCGUAUAAACGAGGCGAGCCCCGCGUUCAUACGGUUCUGCAACAUGUGCUUCGAAAAGGAUGCGGGGAGGCGGGCGGACGCCGCCACCGUGCUGGAGCACCAGUGGCUGCGCUCGCGCAACGCCGAGCGCUACCACUCCAAUAUGUUCGUGAACCAAGUGCGCAGCUACGCCGCCGAGUAUGCCGGAUCGGUGUAA